Molecule: messenger RNA, 657 nt
Organism: Diaporthe citri
Lineage: Eukaryota; Fungi; Ascomycota; Sordariomycetes; Diaporthales; Diaporthaceae
Exons: 5
Coding region: 1-657 (218 amino acids)
Molecular function (GO): RNA binding; RNA nuclease activity
Source: RefSeq, a predicted model, not a curated record
AUGCCGUCAAAGGAGUUUCUUGAUAGUGACGUCCACCUCGGCGACACGAGGCGGAGGGGUAAACCCUACUGGAAUAACAAGAGCAUCAUGAAGUGGAUGGAGGCGGUCCCUACGCCGUCUGAGGCCUCACCGUCUAUUGCUCAAGAUCCGCCAGCUGAGGGUGUCCAGACGCCACCGCCUACGACAAACAUCACCGGUGUCCAGCCACCGAUACCUCUUAAAUCGCUGUUCCUCGCGGCCCUGUCCGCUUCCGCCGCCGUCGCGGCGGUGAUCCCCAACGCCGAGCCGGUGGCCGAGCCCGCGGUCGAGGCCGAGGUCAAGGCCGAGGUCUCGGUGCAGGAUGCCUGUGUUUACACCUGUGGUUCGGUGUGCUAUUGGCAAGUGGAUAUUGACGACGCCCUGGCUGCCGCUUACUCAAACUACAAGUCCGGCAGCGCACCAGGUGGCUACCCUCACCAGUACAACAACUACGAGGGCUUCAGCUUCCCAACCGCAGCGCCGUGGUAUGAGUUCCCGAUCCUUUCUUCGUACAAGGUCUACACCGGCGGAUCUCCUGGUGCAGACAGGGUCAUCUUUGACACGAAGGGCAAAUUUGACGCGCUGAUCACUCACACUGGGGCCUCGGGGAACAACUUUGUUGCCUGCAAGAAGGCUUAG